This is a messenger RNA of Dendrobium catenatum, 3179 nucleotides long. RefSeq lists its product as uncharacterized. The record is from RefSeq and is a predicted model, not a curated record. Lineage: Eukaryota; Viridiplantae; Streptophyta; Magnoliopsida; Asparagales; Orchidaceae. The coding region runs from base 273 to 2954 and encodes 893 amino acids. The transcript has 6 exons.
GCUUUACUUCUUUAUUCUUCUUUUAUUUCUUUCUCCCCUAUUUCCAUUCAUGAGAGCUUGUAAAGGGUUUACAUUACAGCCAUUAACAGGGUGCCGAGCACCAGGCUGUUGGCUUUACCCUUCUUCUUUGCGAGGUGCUGUCAAUUUAUGGCAUCAAAAUGCUUGUUUUUAUGAGAUGAUAUCUGAUAGUGGAGAGAAUAAGCAUUUGUUGCAUAUUAAGUAGUAAGCUUUCCAACUUUUUGAAAGCUGAAAUUUCGUGAUAUCUAAGAUUCAUGGGAGGGAGGUCAAAUGUUUCUUCAUUUGGUGGGUCUAAUUCAGCUAGGCACUUGAUUACACACAACAAGCACCAUGAUGGUGUCGAAGCGCCUCGAAAUAGCUUGGACUUACCUCUGGAAACAACUAAUAGGCAUCAUGUCAUUAAUGAGAAUUUAAUGGUAAAGAUACCAUCCUCCGAAAUGAACCUUCAUCACAAAGGAAAUACUCCAGUCAAGUUGCUGAUCAAUGAGGAGGUUAGUAAUAGAGAAAAUACCAAGCGCAGUGGACCUAGUGUUGUCGCUCGCUUAAUGGGCAUGGAUACUUUGCCACAUGAAAAAGGUCAUACAAUUCAUGCAAAGGAAUGCUUCAACGAAAACCCGAGGAAACACAUAUCAAGAGUGCCCCGUUUUGUGAGUGCUAAAUCUGAGUUGAACUCACUUUCUUUGACUACUUUCGCCCAAUCGAAAGAACAAUUGCCUCGGAUCUAUAAUAAACAACAAUAUCCUAGCUCGUCGUCCAAAAACUUGAAUUCAUUUAAACCGCACCGAAGAGAGCAUCCACAAGAAGAGCUACUGCAGAAAUUUAAAAAAGAAUUUGAGUCAUGGCAAGCAUCCAAGUUAUGGGAGAGUUCAAGCAAUUUCGAUCAAAAUGAUAGCAGUCAAGGAUUGAAAGAUGAGCCAAAUCUUGCAUUUGAAAACCUCAACAUGGAGAAAAUGUCGAGAUGUAUAAAUACUAAUAAAGCUCAAGUGCGAAAGAAACCUAUAGAAACAGAUAUAUACACUUCGGUGAAUAAAGUUAAAUGUGCUCCAAAUCCGGCUGAUGGUCUCUAUCAAGAUGCCAAUCUAGAUAAGCAAUGUGUCCCCAGAAUGAAAGAUGACAAGGCUAUAAGGAGGAAACUAGCUGCUAACAGUUUUGAACCAGUACCAAGAACUAUGUUUCAGGAGAAAAGAAGUAGAUCUUGUUCACCUACAAGGAUAGUGAUUCUGAAACCUAGUUCUGAUAUUAAUGAAAUAGAAGAGCCAUGGAGUGGCUCAUCUGAUGCACUUGAAAAAGCUAGUAGUAUGGAACAUUUUCUUGAAGAGGUAAAGGAAAGGCUCAGAUUGGAAAUGGAAGGAAAGGGUAGAAAUGAUUCUGUCAGGAGGGGUAAUUCAGCUCAUACUUCCCUACAUGAAAGGUCAACCGACCCAAAACAGUUGGCCCGGGAUAUCGCAAAGCAUAUCAGAGAAAGUGUUACCAGGGACCUUGGGACAACAUCAGUAAGGUCGGAAUCCACCAGAUCAUACAAGAAUGAUUUUCACGUAAAUGAACAGGAAUCCCAGGAGUCCAUUAAAAAAGAUACAAGAAAAAUUAUAUCUGAUAGACUAAAAAAUGUGUUGAUGGAUGAUCGUGAGAUUGAGAAAAGUAAGUUUAAUGAAAAUUCUCUCAAGAUAAAAGAAAAGGAAAGAUCAAAAUCUAUGACUGAUUUCUUGAAGGAGGGAAAAGGUGCUAGCUUUUGGGAGGAUAAGAAAGCUGUGAAUGAGUCAAUUCCUAAGUACUUAAGGAGGGAACAGAUGAAAAUGGCCGAAUUUGAUGAUGAUGCAAUGUCACCUCCAAACCUUAUUAGAUCAUUUUCCGCCCCGGUCUCAGGAACUGCUUUUGGUAAACUUCUGUUAGAAGAUCAGCGUGUAGCAACUGGAGCUCAAUUAAGUCGAAGGAAUGAAACAUUGGAAAAUGAUUCAGGAAGAAACAAAAAAGAUGGCUUGAACUUUAAAGGCAGAGUUUCCAUUUUGAGACGAAAUCUCAGUUUUAAGGGAAAAAUUUUUGGUAAGAAGAUGCCUUUAAUAGGGGAAUCAACCUCAGAAACUUUCAGUUAUUUGAAGUCCAUCGAUACCUUGCCUUCAGUGAUCAGAAAUUAUGGAAUAGUAGAGGACAACUCUACGGAGGUUCCACCAAGUCCUGCCUCAUUUUACAGCAGUCCAACCACUGAACACCAUAGUCCUGUAUCCCCAUUAGAGGUUCCUUUUGUUGAAGAUCAUUCUUCAACGCAAGUCUCGGGCGAAUUAGGCACCCUUCUCGAUUCUGGAAUUCAUCCAGAACAAAUUGAAAGCAAAGACUCUGAAGAAGUGGCAACUGAAGCUCAGCUUAAUGACACUAAUGAAAUAAUGCAAAUUGAAAGCCAUGCAAAGUCUUAUGUAAGAGACAUCCUUAUUGUUUCUGGGCUUUACAAGGCUUGGCCUUUAGAUCAAGCGCUUUCAACGCUGGAUGGCCAAACAGAAUCAAUCUCUUCUUCUGUUUUUGAUCAAGUAGAAGAAAAAAACUGUAAACCUGAGAAGAUAGAAGCCAACUCCUGCAAACUCGGUGAUAUCGACAUGGAUCGAAAGCUGUUAUUCGACUUGGUGAACGAGGCUUUACCAACUGUAAUUGCUUCUCCUGUGACCCCUUUGAUGUCUAGAAGAUGGAAAGAGAGUUUAGCACAAUUGCCUUGUGGAAUAAAACUGCUUGAUGACUUGUUUAAUCAGAUUAAGAUUUAUGCAAAUCCUAAGGUCGUUCAACACCAAUCAAUAGAUAAGGUGGUGGCAUGGGAUGUCAAGUUGAGGCCUUGGUUUACUUCAUCUUAUGAGGACAUUGGCUAUGUGGAGAAGGAAGUAGAGGGGUUGAUUAUUGCAGAGUUGAUUGAUGAGUUGCUAUCAGAUUUGAGUUGUUUCAUGGUGUUGCAGUGAUGUUUUUAUCAUGUAAAUUUAUGAAAAGAUGAUUAAGAAAGCUCGGUGAUUUGCAAAUAUUUACAUGGAGUUGGAUUUUUUUUUUUACUUUUUUUGCAUUUGUUAUUGGUUUGGUUAAUUACCAAAUAAUGAGAUUGUAUGAGACACUGUGUGCAUAGUUUGUAAGUGUUUGCCUCAUAGUUAAUGAGUGGUAAUUGUAUUAUUCUUACACAACAGUAUAAUGAA